AUGACGGAUAAGUUUUCAAAAGCCACUAUCUCAUUACUCGAAGGUAAGCAUGUGCCCGAUUUGAUCUCCAAGGUGGUUAAAUAUCUUGACAGUACAUCGCCAUACCUUUCGUCCCCUCGACUGGAACUUUUCUUCUCUAACAUCGGUCUAGCCUAUCACUCUGCCUUUGCUGAAACCGACAUCAUGAGCACUCUCAAUCGUUUCAGCUGGUUCUCCCAGCAAAGUGACCCUCCAGCAUAUACCCCACAACCGAUAUCUGCAACCUCGCCGCGGAAUAUUCGGUCUUCUGGUUCCUCUGUUGCGGAUCAAGACCGAAUUCCGGAGAUAUCAAAUCCGGCACAAGAUAGAGUUCUGGAUGCAAAAUCUGUCGGGUCAGACAGAAGAAGGCUAGAGCUCGAGAAAGGGAUCUUGGAGAAAAAAAAAGGCUCGAUCGAAUCAGCUUCUGCCUAUAGCGAAAAGAACACGCCUGAAAGAUUACAGAAAAUAUCACCUCCGAAGGAGGGAAACGGCUCCUUUUCUUCAAACUUGACGCAAGAACGACCCAAGCGACGGACUUGCUGUGGAUGUGCCUGGAUAUUUCAGUCAUCUCGACCUUGCUGUCUGGCUGCAUUCUUUCUUAUUACGGCAGCCUUGGUGGCGGGGAUAAUCGUGACUGCCGUUCUUUUGACCAGGCGUGACAAUCCAGCCAGUGCAAGCUCCAGCUCCACCACGACCUUCACCUCGAUUGUCCAGUCUACUCAGACACUGCCAUUCACAGUGACCAGCACCACCACUAGCAUAACUACUUCGGUGGUAAUAGCUACAACGACCUCUUCGUCCACCCAACCGACAUCCGCAUUCUACCUCGGUGGAUUUGACGCAGUAGAGCAAGAUGACGAUAACCACAUGUUCUAUACAGACCAAGACGGUUCAAUCCAACACAUCAUCAACGAUGGAUAUGGAGAUUGGUACCGAGCAACCGAAACAACCAUGGGGUCGAACGUCAAACCAGGCAGUCCUAUUGCAGCUUCCCUGGCAAUAGAUAGUUCAGGAGACUAUACAGCGAUCCAUGUCUACUACAUCGACAACGAGAGCACGAUUCAAGGGAUGAUCAAGAGAUGCGACUACACCUCCUUAGAAGCCUGGAAUAUCGACCCGAUCGGGUCACUGGCCCUGAAAGUCGGGCCCUCUAUGUUCAUACGCAGCUGCGUUCCCGACAGUCACAACUAUACAUACGGGGAGGACGCCGAUUUAUACAUGUACUUCGCUUCUCCGGGAGGGAAGAUUAGGAAAUUUGGCUGGUGGUACUCCACUGGCCCAGCCGUUGACGGUUGGAAAGAGCUCUUUGAUUUACCACCCGUCACGCUCGGACGAGAAGUCGAAUGCGAAUUAGCCGGUGGCAUCGAGUCGCUUUGGAUAGUCAAUAACGAGACCAAACUCGUGGAGCAGUGGUGGCGGUCAGCCGCAGAUGGUAAAAAUUGGACACUUGGAAUCAGCGGCGUCGACCAAGUCCACCCACAAACAUCUCUCCUUUCGUUAUCAUCAAGCGAAACCAACCGCUCACACAUCAUCUUCCAAGCCGCCAAUCUAGACAUUGCCCGCUACGACAUCUCCGGCCUCGGGUCUAACGCCGUGCUUGAAAACAGCGUGGUCAUCCACUCAUCGUCCGCCACACCCGGCACCCGUCUAACGACGUGGGCCAAUUCGGGGUACUGUGGCAUGUACGUCUCGGUUUACUAUCAGCAAAGCAAUACCUCGGACCUUUACUACAAUGAAUUCUCGGACUUGUGUGAUUACGAAGGGAAUUGCUAUGUGAGUCCAUCAUAUAGCAGUGGUGAUGAUGACGAUGAGAGGAUGCCAUUGGUGAGGACGUAUGGGAAGAAUGUCAGUCAUAAGAAGAAGUUUACGGGAUGGAAGGGCUACCAUGCCGGGUACGGGCUAUGCAUGCCCCUCAAGAAGGUGAAGCCCCUUGCUGCACAGAAGAUCAUUCCCAUUGUCUGCGUGGAUUCUAUGGACAAACCCGAUCCUUUGAUAAAUGCGAUUCGAAAUUCGGGGUUGAACGCCGUCAUUGACUGUACGGCGGCCUGUAAUGACAGCCACAACUUCCUUCCCGGGGGGAGGUAG
This is a messenger RNA of Rhinocladiella mackenziei CBS 650.93, 2103 nucleotides long. RefSeq lists its product as uncharacterized. NCBI's taxonomy places the organism in Eukaryota, Fungi, Ascomycota, Eurotiomycetes, Chaetothyriales, Herpotrichiellaceae. The transcript has 5 exons. The coding region runs from base 1 to 2103 and encodes 700 amino acids. The record is from RefSeq and is a predicted model, not a curated record.